UCAGUUACGUGUCACGUCAAAAGCUUCUGUACACAAAUAUCACGGGCUGCUUAAUUUUUACCACGAAAUGUGAUCGUUCUCUCACAUCGGACCUAAACUCGUUCUUCAAACAUCGUGCCUGUUGGAACUCUGCUGGUGUUGAUGGAGUGUCUCGUGCCUGUCUGAAGGGUUAUAUGUCAGGAUGAGUGGCGUGGCGCUCGCGCUGGAGGUGGUGGUGGUGUUCUUCCUCGCGCUCUUCCUGCUGCACCGAUAUGGAGAUUUUCGCAAGCAGCAUCGGAUGGUCCUGUUCGCCACCCUCCUCGCCUGGUUCCUGUGCUUCCUCAUCGUCUUCAUCCUCCCGCUGGACGUCAGCACGACCAUAUAUAACCAGUGUAAGACUGAUAAUCAGGUCCACCUGGUGGCGAUCAAAACUGUCAACCAUGAUAACUCCUCCAACUCUUCGGUAUUUCCAACACAAAGGGUCCCAAAGAUUUGCCAAAAGCCUUGGAGUUACAUCCCAGAUGGAAUUCUGCCUGUGUUUUGGAGGGUGGUGUACUGGACCUCACAGUUCCUGACAUGGCUCUUGAUUCCCUUCAUGCAGUCAUAUGCACGUUCAGGAGGUUUCUCCAUCUCAGGAAAGAUAAAAACGGCUCUUAUAGAAAACGCCAUUUAUUACGGCACAUACCUGCUUAUCUUCUGCUCCCUGCUCAUCUACGUCGCCGUCACUCCGAAGUUGCAUCUCUCCUGGUCUGGCUUGCGGACGAUCGGCAUUACUGCCGCCAACACCUGGGGCUUGUUCCUGCUGGUGUUGUUGCUGGGAUACGGCCUGGUGGAAAUCCCGCGCACCUAUUGGAGGGCAUCGUGCCACGGGCAGCUGCUGGCAAAGACGUACUUUAAAGCAGCAAAACUGAUGACGGAAAAAGCAGAUGCUGAGGAAAACCUGGAAGACGUCAUGGAGGAUGUCAGAACAGUCAAUGAGACGAUCAAAUACAAUCAUCCUCUACGCAAAUGCAUUGACACUAUUCUGAAAAAGUGUUCUGUAGAAUACCAAGAAAAGAUGGGCAGGAACAUGGACGAUUAUGAGGACUUCGAUGACAAAGGAAACCCUUAUCCUAGUAAAAAGAGUUUAGUCAAAUUACAUAAACAGGUGAUCUAUGCUGUUCAGAGGCAUAACCGUACGCAAGUUCAGUGGCAGAUUCUAUUGGACAAGGCUUUUCACUUAGAGGACGUGGCCAAAAAUGAGAGCAGCUCCACCCACAAGUUCGUUCACAGCUUCCCUUCUGCCGAACCACCUGGGUGGAUCAGCAAGUACCUGUACACGCCCACUGUGGAGUGGUACUGGGAGUGUGUUUUCCGCCGGUGGUGUUAUCGCGUGCUGGCUGUGGUUUUGUGCGUGUUCUCUGCAGCCGUGGUCUGGUCUGAAUGCACCUUCUUCAGCACACAGCCCGUUCUGUCUCUCUUCGCCGUCUUCAUCCAGCUCGCAGAGAGAGACUACAACUAUGUUUACAUAGAGAUGGCGUGUUUUGUCACCAUAUUUUUCUUGUGUUACUGCGUGUACUCCACUGUGUUCCGGAUCCGAGUCUUUAACUACUAUUAUCUGGCCCCACACCACCAGACGGACGCCUACAGUCUGCAGUUCAGCGGCAUGUUGUUUUGUCGUUUGACCCCUCCGCUGUGUCUGAACUUUCUGGGUGUGAUUCACAUGGAUUCCACCAUCUCCCAUCAGACGAGACAGCCGACAGCGUACACUUCAAUAAUGGGAUCCAUGCAGGUUCUCUCAUUUAUCGCAAAUGGAUUUUAUAUUUAUUAUCCUAUGCUCAUCGUUUUGCUCUGCAUUGCAACUUACUUCAGUCUGGGCACACGCUGUCUGAAUUUGCUGGGCUUUCAGCAGUUCGUGGGUGAGAAUGAUCUGACCUCUGACCUGGUGGACGAAGGACGGGAACUCAUCCGGAGAGAAAGAAGAAAACGGCAGAGAACAGAGGACGGAGAGAGCAGACGGAGAGAAUGGAGGGAACGCUAUAGUGAACAGAGGGAAAGAUACGGCGGGAGAAACAGAAGUGCGUACUCGGAGCUGAAGGAGACGGACGGCUCCGGCACAGACACUGGCAGAGCUCAGUCCCGUAGAGAUCGAAGNGACAAAGCCGAGUUACUACAGGAUGUUGAACCGUUAGACUUCACUGGAGAAGAACCGCUGGAAACAGAUAACAGGAGGUCUGUAUUAUUAUAUCUAUAAAAUAAUUGCAUUACUGUCAGUUAAUAUUAUUUAAUUUUUAUUUUGUUCUUUAAUUCAUACGAGUCUUCUUACUCAAGCACAAGAGAAAGAGAGGAUGGUG
Molecule: messenger RNA, 2312 nt
Organism: Sinocyclocheilus rhinocerous
Lineage: Eukaryota; Metazoa; Chordata; Actinopteri; Cypriniformes; Cyprinidae
Gene: lmbrd2a
Product: LMBR1 domain containing 2a
Exons: 18
Coding region: 182-2212 (676 amino acids)
Biological process (GO): adrenergic receptor signaling pathway
Cellular component (GO): membrane
Source: RefSeq, a predicted model, not a curated record